Molecule: messenger RNA, 1263 nt
Organism: Fusarium redolens
Lineage: Eukaryota; Fungi; Ascomycota; Sordariomycetes; Hypocreales; Nectriaceae
Exons: 3
Coding region: 54-1184 (376 amino acids)
Biological process (GO): DNA damage response
Molecular function (GO): single-stranded DNA binding
Source: RefSeq, a predicted model, not a curated record
GAGAGUGUGGCACAUAUCAACAACAACGCCACUCUAAAAAGAAAACGUACAACAUGUGUGGAAGAUAUGCACUGGCCCUGCGGCCGUCGCAGAUCCGUCAGAUGCUCGAGGAAGAUGGACUAGAGAUUGAUAAUGCAUCAGAAGAUGCCGGAGAUGGCGCCCCUCGAAGCAGCUAUAACUUUGCCCCGGGAUAUAACGGCGUCGUUUAUCGCGCCAGCAUACCAGGUCAAAACGGUACACAGGAAGAUCAACGACGUGGGGACCAGAACGACGUCACUCAGGAUCCUGAGCACCCAAAGAACUCUAUCAGUUACAAAUUACAGUCAAUGAAAUGGGGCCUCGUCCCUUCGUGGACAAAAAGGAACCCUGACUACGGUUCCAUGUUGAAGACCAUCAACUGUCGUGAUGACUCACUCAGCUCACCUGGAGGGAUGUGGGCCAGCAUGAAGACGCGCAAAAGAUGUAUCGUGAUUGCUCAAGGAUUUUAUGAGUGGCUAAAAAACGGAAAGGAGAGGUUACCUUACUAUGUGAAACGGAAGGACGGACAUUUGAUGUGCUUUGCCGGCCUUUGGGACCGCGUGCAGUUUGAAGGGUCAGGAGAAACACUAUACUCGUACACAAUCAUCACCACCAGCACCAACUCGGAGCUCAAGUUUCUUCACGAUCGCAUGCCCGUAAUACUUAAUCCCAACUCAUCGAGUAUUGCGACAUGGCUUGACCCAUCUCGAAACCAGUGGUCCGACGAGCUGCAAGGACUUCUGAAGCCGUUCGAAGGAGACCUGGAUAUUUAUCGGGUUUCUCAAGAUGUCGGCAAAGUUGGCAACAACUCACCCACCUUUAUUGUUCCAUUAGACAGCAAAGCGAACAAGUCAAACAUAAAGAACUUCUUCAACAAUGAACGACAAGGGAAUCAGGAGUCAUUACAGCUAGCGGUAGAUGAAGGAACUCAAGGUUUGAAGGAGGAACACGCGAUGCAAAGUGAGACUGUUCAAAAAAAUAGGCCACUGGUUAUUAAAGAAUCGACAGCUGUAAAACGUAAAGCCAAAGAGAGUCUUAUUCCCCAAAGCAAUCAGAAGCGGCAAAAGCAGGGUCAACUUAGCGCAAUGCAAAAUAAAAGGCAGAAUAAAAAGAAGCCUAAAGAGGAAGGUUUAAGGAAAAUAACUAAGUUUUUUAAAGAUAAAUAAUAAUAAAAAAUUAGUAUUUUAUAAUAAUUAAAAUUUUUAAUUUAAUUUAUUUUUAAUUAUUAUAAAAAUAAAAUAUUAU